Molecule: messenger RNA, 465 nt
Organism: Lingula anatina
Lineage: Eukaryota; Metazoa; Brachiopoda; Lingulata; Lingulida; Lingulidae
Product: transmembrane 9 superfamily member 2-like
Biological process (GO): protein localization to membrane
Cellular component (GO): membrane
Source: RefSeq, a predicted model, not a curated record
CACGAGGUAUUAAGCAGUAGUCCACGGGAAUAAAAAUAGAUAAUACACCGAAGAUGAAGUUCUUUGCUCCACUUGCGUUGCUGUGGCAUAUUUCUGCGGCUUUCUAUCUUCCCGGGCUUGCCCCUGUCAACUACUGCGAAAAAGUGGAUGCUGAACAGUCAACAUGUCAGGUGGAGAUACCUGUCAUGGUAAAUCGUCUGGACUCAGUGGAGAAUAUCAUUCCUUAUGAAUAUGAUGCGUUUGAUUUUUGCUCAUCCGAGAGUGGAUCUCGACAGACGGAAAAUCUCGGCCAGGUGGUGUUUGGAGAACGCAUCACAAAUUCACCAUAUAAGUUCACUUUCAAGCAAAAUGAGAAGUGUAAAGAAGUCUGUGUGAAAAAAUACCCAAAAGGGGCCAAGGACAACAAAUCUAAGUUGGAUAUGCUGAGGAAGGGCAUCAAACAAAACUACCAGCAUCACUGGUGAG